ACAGGCUUCACGAACUUCACUGAGACGAAGCCAAAACAGAGACAUCGACACCAAAAGAGGCAGACUCGAGUCUCACCGGACAGCAAAGUCCCAUUUGCAGCAGGAGCAGGGAAGCGUGCACCUGCAAAGAGCUUUGCGAGCUUUGGAAGCUUUGAUCCAUGAAGCCAAACAAGAUAUCCAAGCCCAUUUUGUACCAUGUAGAUGAUCCAAGCGGCGUUUGACAGGCAGCAAGAUAGCCACACGGGUGUAGCAUCGUAGUUGCAUUCCAGCAACAUUGACAUGAGCUGCGCUCUCCGUUGAACGGAUUGAAUGAUCAUUAAUGAUAUAUAUAUAGAGAUACAAGUGCAACAUUCACGUAUCAUGAAGACACACGCUGCAUCAUGCUGCAGAGUCGAGUCCAAAGAUCGGCUUGGAAUUGUUUCCGCACCUGGGCCCAAGCGUUGCGCUGUCGUAGCUCAGAGGGUGUGCCGGCGAUGAGCCCCCGAAUAUCCAGCUGAGGUAUGGCCCAGCCUCCCAAUAUUCGUGGAAUGGAAGCGUUUGAAGCAUAUCAGAGAAACGAUUUGAGGAUAUUCGAGGUAAUUUUUGUGCAUUUGCCUGUCAUCCUUAAACAUCCACAGCAUUGAACGAUCAUUUCCAAAUGAAAUAAGUUGUGCCUUUUCUUAGCAGCCCUAGCACAUGAUAGAUCUACAAGAGCCAUAUGAGCUACAUAUAUAUAUGUUAUUGACGCACAUACGUUACAUUCACACAAGGUGCAUUUUAGUGUCAAGACUUCAGCUGCUUCCAACUUGCACCAGAUUUCAGGAGAUCCUUCGGCAGUAUACCAACGAGUUGCGCGAUGUCGCGAAGAGACCCCGGUCCUUCCUCACCCAGGUGCUGAAUCUGGGCUGCAUUGUCUUCUCUGCGCUGAUGCUUUGGAAGGGUCUGAUGGUGGUGACCAAGAGCGAAAGCCCAGUGGUCGUGGUGCUCAGUGGCAGUAUGGAACCUGGUCUACAGAGAGGAGAUAUUCUGUUUCUGUCGUUGUACUCCGAGCCGUUCAUUCCCGGUGAUGUCGUGGUUUUCCAGAUCGAGGGCAGGGAUAUCCCAAUCGUUCAUCGAAUCAUGAAUGUCCACGAGAAGGACGACGGCAAGCUUGCUGUGCUCACGAAGGGUGACAACAAUACGGUGGGUGAUCGAGGAUUGUAUGCUACGAGGCAGAUGUUCAUCAGCAGGAAAGAGAUGAUGGGACGCGCUCAAGUCUUUUUGCCCCACGCUGGAAUGAUUACCAUUUGGUUGAAUGACUGGCCCUGGCUGAAAUAUGUGCUGAUUGGUUCCAUGGGCUUCUUCGUGAUCAUUGGUCGAGACACUUGAGCACACCACGGAAGAGUUGGACAGCGUUUGAAGGUGGAACUUUUGGAGUGUGGGUCCACUCUCCACCGUAGCCAACCCCAAAGAUCUACAUGUGACAUUCAAGUCGGUCAUGAAUUUAUACAAUUUUGCUUUGUACAGGUUAAGUAACCCUUGGCUUCCGCCAAGAGGCAUCCACAGUGUGCACCGUCUCACCGACUCUCGCUACAGUUUCCGGACAGACGCAUGCACCUGUGAAAA
Durusdinium trenchii is the source of this 1584-nucleotide messenger RNA. NCBI's taxonomy places the organism in Eukaryota, Dinophyceae, Suessiales, Symbiodiniaceae. The record is from the annotation of a GenBank genome assembly.